CUCUCUCUCUCUCUCUGUUCGGCUGUUCUUGUUUGGUCUCUUGAAACGGCUAGUCCCAGUAUCAAGCAGCAGCUGCGAAGCACUUUACUUUCCGCAGGUUCGAUUCUCUUCCAAGAACCCGGAAGGGAAAAAAAAAAAUCUGCAAACUCCAUUGAAGAACUACCGGGGAUUAAAGGAGAAGCGAGAAAAGGCGCGAAAUUGAGCCCGGGAUGGACGACGACGACUGGGAUUUGAGCGCUGAAGACUUCGAUUCGCUCGAACGGAGCGCUCUCCAGCAGCUCUCCCGCUCUCGCGAUUCCGCCCGGAACCAGCCGCAGUCUCCCGUUUCCACUCCGAGCAACCACGACUGGAACAGCUCCCGGGUCGUCCCCGAUUCUCGACCCAACAAGGGUGAAGAUUUUCCGGCCACGUCUAGAGCAUGUGCUGAUGAACCUGGGAAAAAGCUGCUGAAGUCGUCUGUUAAGUUUUAUCUUCAUUCCAGUGGAAAUGUUGCUGCAAAGUUCCCAUAUGACCAGGUUAUUGUUGCUGCUUUCCGCAAGAUCCCUAAUGCCAGUUGGAAUGCAAAAGAAAGAAUUUGGAUGUUCCCACUGUCUUCUUUGCCAUCAGCUGAAAAAGUUCUUGCUGAAGAACGAUGCUCUAGAAUUGAGAUAGUGAACUUGGAUCCCUUGGUAUGCCGAGCUAUUGCUGCUGCAGCUGCUCUCCCGGAUCUACAAGAACAAUAUGGCAGUAUGCCCAGUGUUAUUGAAUCUAAGCUUCUUCCAUUUCAGCGGGAUGGUGUUCGGUUUGUCUUGCAGCAUGGAAUUCGCGUACUAAUAGCCGAUGAAAUGGGACUGGGAAAGACUUUACAGGCUAUCGCUGUUGCUGCAUGCGUUCGUGAUUCAUGGCCUGUUCUUGUGCUCACACCAUCUUCAUUGCGUUUGCAUUGGGCUACAAUGAUUCAGCAAUGGCUAAAUAUUCCUUCGUCAGACAUACUUGUUCUUUUAUCUCAAUGUGGUGGAUCAAACAGAAGUGGAUUCAGGAUAGUGUCCUCAAACACCAAGAGCAGUGUACAUCUUGAUGGCCUUUUUAACAUAAUUUCUUAUGAUGUUGUCCCAAAGCUACAGAAUUUGCUAAUGUCAUCAGAUUUCAAGCUUGUGAUUGCAGAUGAAUCACAUUUCCUGAAAAAUGCACAAGCUAAGAGGACAACUGCUUCCCUUCCUGUCAUAAAGAAAGCGCAAUAUGCAAUUUUGCUUAGUGGAACCCCUGCCUUGUCUAGACCAAUUGAGCUUCACAAACAGCUUGAAGCCCUCUAUCCAGAUGUUUACAAAAAUGUUCAUGAAUACGGUCAAAGAUAUUGCAAGGGCGGAAUUUUUGGUGUUUAUCAAGGCACCAGCAACCAUGAAGAAUUGCACCAUCUGAUGAAGGCAACAGUUAUGAUCCGAAGGCUUAAAAAGGAAGUCCUUUCUGAGCUCCCAGUUAAACGCAGGCAACAGGUUUUCCUUAAUUUGGCUGAUAAGGACAUGAAAAAGAUCAAUGCUUUGUUCUGUGAGUUAAAGGUGAUAAAAGAAAGAAUCAAGGCCUGCACAUCAAAAGAAGAUGCUGAGUCGCUCAAAUUUUCUGAGAAGAACCUGAUUAGCAAGAUAUACACUGAUUCUGCUGAAGCCAAAAUCCCAGCAGUUUUAGACUACUUAGAAACGGUUGUUGAGGCAGGCUGCAAGUUUCUCAUUUUUGCGCAUCACCAGCCAAUGAUCGACGCAAUACAUGAAUUUCUUCUUAAGAAGAAGAAGGUUGGUUGCAUACGAAUUGAUGGCAGUACACCUGCAGUGGCAAGGCAAGCUUUGGUUACUGAUUUCCAAGGGAAAGAUGCAAUAAGGGCAGCAGUACUAUCAAUCAGAGCUGGAGGUGUUGGUCUGACCUUAACAGCUGCAAGCACUGUUAUAUUUGCAGAGCUAUCGUGGACGCCGGGUGAUCUAAUUCAAGCUGAAGAUCGUGCUCACAGGAUUGGUCAGGUGUCUUCAGUCAAUAUAUAUUACCUGCUGGCAAAUGACACUGUUGAUGACAUAAUAUGGGACGUUGUCCAGAGCAAGCUGGAAAAUUUGGGUCAGGUGCUUGAUGGCCAUGGAAAGACAUUGGAAGUCUCAGCUAGCCACCCAACUAGCAACAGCCCUGCAAAGCAGAUAACAUUUAAUAGCCCUGGCAAGCAGAAAACACUUGACUCGUUCGUGAAGCGUUGCAACAAUGGUGACCCCUCUGACCUUCAGCGCAAGCUGAAAUUUCCCAGGCAUUGAAUGCUAAUGCCCCCUUAAAGCUAUAACCAUGCUUAGCCUCGACAACCUGUUCAUUGAAGACGAAAAUAGCUGAUGUACUAGCAUAUGGAAGGGUUUAGAUGCAUGAGAGGGAAUUAUGGAAUGAACUGUACUAUGCUUGUACAUCAGAGGUGACCAUAGCUGCUUCAAUAGGAUGAAUGAGUGAAUGCUAAACAAAGUGUUAUAGGGAGGUGUCCUUGGAGCAUACAAGGCAUCACGCCUUUGAUUUGUGACGUAAGAAGAAUGCUCGACAGGUUCAGUCAUGAACUGGUGCAGGAAUCACGGAAGAUAGAUCUGAAGCCUCAGGGUCGGUACCAUACAAUCUCCUAUCCCUUCCGUGUUGGUCGUUAAAACGAAGUUCCAUGGAAGGGUUCAUUUUGGCCAGUUAAAGAACAUUGUAGGAGAACAAGAGACAGACGCUCAAAAUUCAGUGGUACCGAACAGAGACACGUAAUAGCAAAUAAGAUCGGGCUAGCACAUCAUAACAUGAGUGACCUGUCGCUGAGUCAUAUGGUGGAGCAUAAUACAGAAAAAGUUUGCAGAUGUUUCAUUCGGAGCUGCUGGUGUCAAGAGUCUUCUAAGCUGGCUGUUUUCGAUCUCAACCUUUCUGUGAAGGAGUGAGUCAUCAAGAGGAAGAUUGGAUACAAAUUCUUCUGGGUAUUUGCUGCCGGAAGUGGCAGCUGCCCUUCCAAAUGUCAAGUUCUAGGAGCAUGAGGUCAGCUGGCCAAGAUCUUUUUGUGUUGGCCUUCUCUAGCAAAUUGAUGCUGUUCUGAUCUACCUGUACUCCUGCAUGUCGGGCAGUUACACGAAAGCUUUUAGCUUCCAUUGGGAUUGUUGUCGGGCGACAAAGAAUUGGUAUUAAGAUUUCCUACAGAUUGUGUA
Rhodamnia argentea is the source of this 3167-nucleotide messenger RNA. Its product is annotated as SWI/SNF-related matrix-associated actin-dependent regulator of chromatin subfamily A-like protein 1. Gene Ontology annotation, molecular function: ATP-dependent chromatin remodeler activity; ATP binding. Gene Ontology annotation, biological process: DNA repair; replication fork processing. The transcript has 25 exons. Bases 210 to 2267 code for a protein of 685 amino acids. The record is from RefSeq and is a predicted model, not a curated record. Lineage: Eukaryota; Viridiplantae; Streptophyta; Magnoliopsida; Myrtales; Myrtaceae. Gene Ontology annotation, cellular component: nuclear replication fork.